AUGCAAUUGUAUGGAAAGGUGCUGCCAAUUUACGCGCACUACAAGUUCGUGGACCGCAUCUCGCACCCGACCCCAUCUGAGGAAAGGACAGCGGCGUUCGAGAAGCUGCAUGACUACUACUCGCCCAUUGUGCGAGAUGCCACGUUGAAACUGCGCGGCUAUUACCUAAAGGUUGCCCAAUUCUUCUCCAUGACGCGUGACGAUUAUGUGCCGCCGCAGUACCUGGAGUGGGCGAAAAAGUUGCAGGCGGAGGCCCCCGUGGCACUGGAAACAGAUGAAGCGAAGCUUUGCGUCGCACAGGAGCUCGGCCUAGGUGGAAUCGAGGACGCCUUCACCGAUUGGAGUAACAAGCCCAUUGGUUCUGCCUCCAUCGGACAGGUCUACAAGGCACGCAUCAAAUCCACGGGCGAGGUGGUGGCCAUCAAGGUGCAAAUGCCGGGCGCAGAGCGGCUCUUCCGCGUGGACAUCCGGACGCUGAAGAUGUUUACCCGACGACUUGCCUUUCCGUGGGCAUUAGAUCAUAUGUGCGAGCUCGAGAGGAUGUUCGAGUCAGAAUUUGACUACAAUCUGGAGAGAGAGAACAUGGAGAAGGUCCGCACGAAUGUGGGUCAGCGCUGGGGUGAUCGCGUGGUGGUUCCCAAGACCUUCCCAAAGCUUUGCACCAGGCGCGUGCUAUGCAUGGAAUUCAUCGACGGCGAGAAGCUCGUUGAUGGCAUGCUUCGCAGGAUCCGCGUUGCUGCCGCGCAAGCAGGGCAGGAUCCAGAUGAGCUCCUGUCGAAGCACUUGGAGGCCCUGCGCAACGGCAAGCUGCUUCCCCGCAGCGCGCGGGCAGCGCGCUGGAGGGCCAACCUGUGGAAGCUCUACCAGCGCGCCCGAGGGGCGGGAGAUGUGAUCAAUCUCCCGGCGCUCAUGGAGACGCUCAUGCGCAUCCACGGGGAGCAGGUGUUCGUAGACGGGCUCUUUAAUGCAGACCCGCAUCCAGGCAACGUGAUGCUCCUGAACGGCGACUCAAAUGCCGUGGGGCUCAUCGACUUCGGUCAGGUCAAGGAGCUUUCCGUUCAGUUCCGUAUUCAGCUGGCGAAGCUGAUCAUUGCCCUUUCCCGCGGAGAUGAGGCCGAAGUGGUCCGGCUCGACAAGGAGAUGGGCAGUCGCACCCGGUUUGGCAAGGCGGAUGUGAGGUACAAAGUGGUGACCUUCUGGCUGGAUCGGGACACAGAUGACAUCACCUCGGGCCAGUCCUUCCACGACUUCUUGGCCUGGGCAGAAGAGGAGGACCCGCUGGUGGAGAUGCCCCGGGAUCUCCACCUGGUGAUGAGAUGCUCCUGCUUGAUUCGGAACUUGGCGCUGGGCUUCGGCAUCCGCCUGUCCGCCUCCGAAUAUUGGAGGCCGGAAGCCGAAGCGCUUCUGCGGAAACAUGGAGUGGCCUUCUGA
Molecule: messenger RNA, 1431 nt
Organism: Effrenium voratum
Lineage: Eukaryota; Dinophyceae; Suessiales; Symbiodiniaceae
Source: the annotation of a GenBank genome assembly